Cadophora gregata is the source of this 1974-nucleotide messenger RNA. RefSeq lists its product as uncharacterized. Gene Ontology annotation, molecular function: transcription coregulator activity. Lineage: Eukaryota; Fungi; Ascomycota; Leotiomycetes; Helotiales; Ploettnerulaceae. The record is from RefSeq and is a predicted model, not a curated record. The transcript is spliced from 2 exons. Gene Ontology annotation, cellular component: mediator complex. Bases 1 to 1974 code for a protein of 657 amino acids. Gene Ontology annotation, biological process: regulation of transcription by RNA polymerase II.
AUGGCGACACCGACAGCAAGUAAGCCUGGCGCUGGCCAAGCCGUCGCAACACCGCCAGUCUCUACGCCCUUCUCAGCCUCGAAUCAUCCCAGCCAUCCGGCAUUCUCACCUCAUGGUCCCCGUUCGGUCAUGCCCUCUCCCCAGCAAGUCAAGAAAUCCCCAGCGAACUCCAAUACCAUGUACGGGUACCCGGGUGGUGGCCACCCCACCAAUUCGUCGUUUGGGGUGGGCUAUGACAGUCCUUCUGCGGCCAUGGCCCUGGGCGUGCCUGGGCUGGAGCUGGGGCUUGAGGGCCUUCCUGGGGGAAUGGGCACGCCGGUUGGAGGGGUCAGUCUGGGACACUUGGGGGGUGCGAGAGCGGAUGAGGACGAGAGGAAGAGGAGGCUGGGGCAGGUUAUGGAUAUUUUGAAGGUCAGUAAAGGUCGCCUCAGUGGAGAAGGUGUCGAACGAUUGGGUUUGCGACUGGGCUUCGAGUGUAUGUGGGAUUCGACGCCGCCUGGAGCUCCGAGGUUAUUGAUUAUAGCUGGGAAAGCGCUGGCUUUGGACAUAACUUUCGAUCGCAACGUUGUGCAGAAAGUUGCUUUGUCGUUUCCCGAGUCGCCGGAGAUUGUUACCAGGCAUUCGAACAAGGCCGAAGACAUAUUAUUGCGGGACGUGCAAUGCCAGACACAUGAAAGUCCGUUGACGAAGAAGUUGGACCGCUUUGCCGCAAAUCUGGAGAUUCUGGCAACUUUGGAUAAACUCAGUGUCAUCCCUGGUCUGAAUUGUCAUGAGGCAAUUGCGGGGAUAUUUGAGAGUGUGGAGAGAUUGCAUUUAUGGGAGGUGGAGAGGCUGAAGGAGACGCAGGAGAUGGCUGAGAAGGACGAUGCAUACGUUAUCAAGACGGCGAUGUGUACGAAAAGUGGAAAGCCGAUCAUGCACACAAGAGAUCGAUUGGGUAUGAGUCUGGACUACUGGCAGGAGAAACGGAAGUUAUCCAGCAACAAGGAGGAAAAGACAUGGUCGCUACUUGUUGAUUGUGCUCCACUGCCAGGUCUGAACUUCACGCCGAUACGCGUUUCCGAACAUUGGAUAUCGGCAGACAUACAAAAGGCAAAUGCUACAGUCGAGGAUAUGCUACUAGAACCGGAUAAUGGACCUGUGCUGGACUGGUUAGAUCCUGAUAAUACGAUGCUUCCGUCUGCGGAUGCUCCCAAACCGGAUGCUAUAGAUGGCGUGGAAGGAACCACAGAUCAAAAGUUCCCGGAAGUCAUGUUCGUCGCCAAGUUCGAUCCUCCGCUUGUUGUGCCAUAUAUGUUGGCGACCCAGAUUUAUGACUCGACAAGUGCCCCGAUUGACCAUUAUGCGACGACUACAUUUGACGAACUUAUGUUUCCUCGUAAGCCGGAGGAUGAAGUGCAUACUGACGGUCGCCGGAUCACAAGAGAGUCCAAAGUGACAGUCUAUUCAAAGGAUGGAGAGAAGAGUACAGUUGUUCAUAGAAGCGACUUGUGGAUCGAUAAGAUCGAUUAUGGUCGCACGUUGACAGAGCUACCUUUCUCCCAUCCCAGACAGCUGGUACAGAUGUUGCCAGCCCUCCGUCAAUACGCCUUCCUAUCCACACUCCUCAGCAAAAGCUUUGGCUCCAAAUCUCAACCGCCAUCAAAGCCACCGCAGAAGACAGAAAUCCACAGCAAAAGAGCUCAAUUCGCAGAUUUCAUGUCCGGGAUCUCGAUCAACGUUAAGACCAUGGAUGUAAGUCUCACCACACAACCGCAUCUCCGCCUCAGGACCAAUUUCCCGUUCAAGAAAGUUACGGUGGAAGUAACUUUUGAAAUCAAUCUGAAUGGAGCUGUAGAGGUUGUGUAUGAGAGUUUGCUAAGGGAGGCUGGAGAUAGGGGAAAGGGUAUGACUGCGAAGGAUUUGGCGAGAAUGCUGGAGGUGGCGGAGGAUUUGGGGAUUUGGCUAGAGUUCGUAAAAAGGCGUUUGGGAUAG